Messenger RNA from Branchiostoma floridae (Florida lancelet), 638 nucleotides. RefSeq names its product UBA-like domain-containing protein 2. Bases 131 to 502 code for a protein of 123 amino acids. The record is from RefSeq and is a predicted model, not a curated record. The transcript has 3 exons. NCBI's taxonomy places the organism in Eukaryota, Metazoa, Chordata, Leptocardii, Amphioxiformes, Branchiostomatidae. Gene Ontology annotation, molecular function: protein binding.
GGCAGGAAGUGCGAUUCCAGGUGACGUCACUGCCAUCAGGCGAUUGCGUGCUGAAGAAAUAGGGACAACAUUUCGCCGUGGAGCUGUGGAGAAGGGACACUUUAGACCCCAAAAAUCUUAGAUUUUAGCGAUGGGAGACAACUUGAGAGAGCACGUUAUGAUCAACCAGUUCGUCAUGACGGCUGGCUGCACGUUUGACCAGGCCAAGACGCUACUUCAGAAGGCCCACUGGCAGUUUGAGACUGCGCUAAGUAUUUUCUUCCAAGAAGCUGUACCCAACGCUCACGGACACCAUGGCGGGCAUCAUCCGAUGUGUACGCCAGCCAAUACGCCAGCCACGCCGCCUGCCUUCCCCGACACUUUAACAGCGUUUUCCAAGCUACAAGCGUCAGACACCGGCGCCAGCCCGGGGACGACAAAAUACAGUUGCAGUCCCGUCAGCCCCCUAGCUUCCUCACCGCCCAAUAGCCAACAACCCAUGGAAGUAAACGCACAGAGAUGAGAGUCACACACGGGUACAGUACAUACGGCACAGCUUACCAUGCAGUAGGAGAUGUGGAACGGCUGUCUUGUCUACUUCUGAAAAACAUGGACUAGUCCGAGAGAAAUAUACAACAAAAAAUGGAUUAGGAACUAUA